UCCCCUUUAAAUCUGGCGUUUUAUAGGCGCACAGCGCCCUCUGCUGUACAGGUAUAUAAAACAUUUUAAACCCGUGACUCUAUUUAAUUUUCUUUGCCAAUCACAUUCUAACAUGUCAUUUCCUACUAAAGCACAGUGUGUCAAUAUUUAUUAGGAAGUGAAACUGCUUGCACCUGUCGCUUGCUUUUUUCUCUUUGCUCGCUUAAUUUGCUCUCAAUUAAACAAUUUCUAUUUCUGUGUUUUCAUCAUUUUUUACAUUGUGCCCUCGUGUCGCUGUGGUUAAAUGGCACUUGAAGAGGAUCUGUCGUGUCCCGUUUGUACUGAGCUCUUCCGUGAGCCCGUGUUAUUAAGCUGUGGACACAGUUACUGCCGUGGGUGCAUUACCGAUCAUUGGACGACGAGCCGCUCCAGAAGCUGCCCGGUCUGUCGCCAGCUCUCCCCCCACGAGCCUCUCUCCAAUCUGAGCCUGCGCAACGCCUGCGAGACGUACCUGAAAGAACGCAGGUCCGGCAAAAAGAAGGACGAGGGACUUCUGUGUCACAUACACGGAGAGAAAGUUCUGCUCUUCUGCCAAACAGACGAUCUGCCCAUAUGUGCGGAGUGUAAAAAACACGAACACAGAUACCACAAAACACAGACACUGCAGCAAACUGUGCGCAUGCGCAAGGGGAAGCUUAAAGCAGCUCUACGUCCUGUUGAGAAGACCCUGUCAUCAUUACAAAAUGGUACAUCACAGGAUGCUGACAUCUCUAAAUACAUUCAAACACAAACUCGGCAGACUGAGAAGAAACUCAAGGAAGAGUUCAGGAAGCUCCAUCAGUUCCUCAAAAGGGAGGAGGAAAGCAGUAUAGCUGCUCUGAAUAAAGAAGAGACAGAAAAGAGAGGAAAGAUGGAGAGAAGAAUAAAGGGAAGAAUACAGUCACUCUCAGAUAUGAUCAGAGAGGUGGAGGAGGAAAUCAUGGAUGAUGACAUCAGCUUCCUUCAGAAUUACAACAGCAUUAUGAACAGAAUUGAGUACACGAUCCUAGAUCCAUGGCUGUGUUCAGAAGCUUUAAUUGAUGUUUCUAAACAUCUGGGAAACCUGAAGUACAAAGUGUGGGAGAAGAUGAUGGACAUCUGCCCUUAUUAUCCCAUGACUCUGAACCCAAACACAGCUGCACCAUGCUUCUCAGUAUCUGAUGAUCUGACCUCUGUGACCUCGUGUGUCCAUCAACAGGAUGAUCCCAACCCUCUUGGUUUCUACAGAAACUGGUUGGUGUUGGGAAAUGUGGGAUACAGUGAUGGAGUUCAGACAUUCACAGUUGAGGUGGGAAACAGUCGAAACUGGACCCUUGGAGUGUGUCUUGAACCUUUGACCAUUGUAAACAACGUCUACGCUGUCAGACGUAAUGGAGACUUGUACAAUUUAAUGACCACUCCGAUAAUGUUUAAGGUGAAGACGAAUCCCAAAGUAGUGCAAGUGAAGAUAGAGGAUGAAUAUGACCUGUGGGGCAGAAGUUGGAGGAAAGUGAGUUUUAUUGAUGUUAAAACUGAUCGCCAAUUUGCACAAUUUACUAGACUGCCUUCAGGGGGGAAACUCUUUCCAUUUGUGAUCCCAGAAGAGCAUUCCUGUCCGCUGCGUUUAGUCCCGGUUGAUGUAGCAUUGACUACUGAACAGACUGAGCAAAAACUUUCAUUGCAGCAGAAACAUAAAGUCUUCCUAUAUGUUUGUUUUUCUAUUAUGGUUGUAUUGGUGGUUCUGACAUUGAUUGUAAGGGGAAUACAUGAUUAAUUGGAUGAAUUGGGUAUUUAUGUUAUUUCAGUAGAUAUUUUCUUGUCAAGUAUACUAGUUUAAACCCAGCUGGAGACUUGACUUGACAGUAGUGACGUGGAAGCAAAGGGAGAAAUGCUUUUAGAAUUUACUUUUAUUAUGUAAAUUAGUUUUGGAGUUUCAGCAGUCAGGUGCUUUGUUUCUGAUGUGUUUGUUUUCUUUGUUAAUGAUGGUUAUAAUCAAACAGUAACUUAUUUGUGUGUUUUAUUUCUACACUUAUAUAUUUAAUUAAUAUAUUUAUUUAUAUAUAUAUAUAUAUUUUAAAAUAUACAGAAAUGGCCAAAAAUAUAUUUGUGAAAAAUACAUUUUUAUAAACAUAUUUCUAAAUACCUUUCACCAGAUAUUUUUUGCCAUUUUUUUGUAUAUUUAAAAAAAAAAAUUUGCUCUGUGGGUGGAUGCGUGCUCUUUUUUAAAAGCAGAACCAAAAGUAAAACUGUCGCAAGAAACUGAUAGAGCUGAGAGCAGCGGGAACGUUUCUAACGGUAUGUACAUUUAUACAUCUGUAAAAGUUUGUCUACUCUGUAGUUAGUGACUUAAAAUUUUGUCUUGUGUGUUUACUGUUUUGUUGCCCUCAUCAUAUGAGUACAUGACGUUUGAACAAACAUUUAAAUAAAAAUCUUGAUUUGGGAGCAAA
Misgurnus anguillicaudatus (oriental weatherfish) is the source of this 2444-nucleotide messenger RNA. The record is from RefSeq and is a predicted model, not a curated record. Lineage: Eukaryota; Metazoa; Chordata; Actinopteri; Cypriniformes; Cobitidae.